Molecule: messenger RNA, 3000 nt
Organism: Talaromyces rugulosus
Lineage: Eukaryota; Fungi; Ascomycota; Eurotiomycetes; Eurotiales; Trichocomaceae
Exons: 4
Coding region: 1-3000 (999 amino acids)
Source: RefSeq, a predicted model, not a curated record
AUGCAUCUCCUUUUCCUCACAACAGCGGCCAUAGCCGCUCAAGGCGUGCUUGCAGUUGGCACCAAUGAUCAGGUUGAAGCUGAUAUCGACUAUGGAACCUUUCAGAAUCCUUCAGCAAACGUUAGACCACGUUUCCGCUACUGGGUAAACGAUGCAUCAAUGAACCUCAACAUUGUAACAGAAGACAUCAAACAGAUGGGCCAGAUAGGGGCAGGAGGGCUUGAGCUUCUGGGUUAUUAUUUCUAUGGAGAUGCAUCGUAUUCUAAUUCGGAACAGCCGUCCCUCCAGACGGACUGGACAACAUAUGGGUUUGGUGGCCAGGCUUGGAAGGAUUUAUUAAGCACUGUUCUGACGGCAGCGAAGAAAUAUGAACUAAUCGUGGACUUUGCUAUGGGCCCCAAUCAAGGUGCUGGUGUCCCGGCGCCAUACGAUGAUGACGGCUUACUCUGGGACCUUGCUGCGUUCAACCAGACAGUCGCCAUUGGCAGCAGCUUUAAUGGCACUGUCCCUGGAUGGGGCACAGGCUCUUUGGUUGCAGCUGUCACCGGCGUUGUCACCAACUCAACCGAUAGCACACAUAAAACACUGGCCGAGAGCUCCCUGGUCGAUAUUACUAGCCUUGUCAGUUCGAGUGGGCAGCUCCAGGUGCAGUUAAAUAAUACGGACGGAGUCGAAAACGAGGUGUUUGCCUAUUACUUAAUUCACUCCGAAUAUCGCGAAGCUCAAAGCCCUGGCGACGUCCCCGCGGCUGUCCCACAGUCUCCAGUCACGACAUACGUCCAGAACGGAUCGUGGGUGGUCGAUCAUUACUCCGCCAAAGGGGCCCAGGUAAUCAUAGACUUCUGGAAUCAGUCACUGCUUGAUGAAGGGACAAGUGAGCUCAUCCGUGAAGUGGGUAAUUAUAUGUGGGAAGAUAGCCAAGAAUUCAGCGUCUCUACAUGGUGGACUCCUCUUUUUCAACAAGCUUUUCAAGCAAAUCGCGGUUACAGCGUUAACAAGUUUAUUCCUCUCUUGGCCAGGUCGGAUGUUACCUAUACUACUGAUGAAGCUGAUGCGGGUGCCAGUCACAUUGUCGACUACCAGCAAACCCUGACGGAACUAAAUUCCGAAUAUCUUGAUGCUUUGACACAAUGGAGCCAAAGUCUCGAUAUCCAGUUCUCAGCUCAAGUUGUUUACAAUUUGGCCAUGGACAUGCUAGCUAAUAUCCCUCACGUCAACGGCCCCGAAUGCGAGACCCUAGGAUUUAGCAAUAACAUGGACAGCUACAGACAAUUUGCAGGUCCUGCCCACCUUGCUGGCAAACGCAUAAUAUCCAACGAGGCUGGCGCAGAAAUGUUCCAGGUAUACCAAGAAGCUGUCUCCGAGGUCGUGUGGUCUCUGAACCGUGCCCUGGCCACGUCUAUCAAUCAGUUUGUGCUUCAUGGCUAUCCAAACUCGGGGAAUUACGGAAAUACAACGUGGCCCAGUUUCACAACCUUUGAGUAUCAAUUUUCGGAAAUGUAUGGGCCUCAACAGCCAGCAUUUGCCUUUUAUUCGGAUUUUAUCAACUGGCUUGCCCGCCAUCAGUUUGUCUCGCAAACCGGCAUUCCCAAGGUGGACAUUGCCUUUUGGUCCAAGUCUACUGCUUACACGAGAGUACCGACGGUGUAUAGUUCUGUCGACUUACAGGAAGCAGGCUAUUCCUACGAGUAUCUAAGUCCUGACAACUUUGCGCUCCCCGAGGCUUACGUAUCGAAUGGCAUUUUCGCGCCAAAUCGACAGGCGUUUAAGACUCUGGUAGUCUGGGCUAACGAAACUCUUACUGCGAAUGGGACAGCUAAACUUGUCGAUUAUGCCCACGGUGGACUUCCGGUCAUCUUCAGUGGCGGGCUUCCCUCGAACUUUAGCGGGUACAACCCUACAGCUCAAGCAUCGGCCAUUGAGUCUGUUAAGAAUCUCACCUCUUUGUCUAAUGUGCAUGUUGUUCCGUAUGACGGUCUGGCAGCAACACUCCAGUCACUCAACAUUCUGCCCCGAACAUCUGUUACUGCAAAUGGGACUUGGUUCACCUACUGGAGACAUGAUACAAACACUUCGACAGACUAUGUCUACAUAUACAACGACGCAGCUGGAAUCCCUUCUGGACAGGGUUUAACAAAUGGCAGCAUUUCAUUUGAGACAACCGGAAAGCCCUUCUUGUACGAUGCCUGGUCGGGAGACGUGACUGCUUUGUCCUCGUACCAGAAGUCAGAUACACACAUCGAGAUCCCGCUUCAACUUGCCGGCAAUCAGUCUAUUAUCAUCGGCUUCAACAAGACUUCUAAACACCAAGUCCAUGUCCAAGAGAGUGCGGAGGGAGUGUCGGCUGUCACAGAGGAUGCGGCUUCCCUGACCGUUUCUAGGUCUUUUGACCAACAGUCCCGUUCGAUUCGCCUUUCAAAUGGUGAUUCUGUAACGCUCGCCCCAAUGCUAACCCCGGCUUUCACGCUCAGCAACUGGACCCUGAUACUUGAAUCGUGGACGCCGCCUUCUGAUAUCUAUAAUAUCGAGCUCGGCCCGACGCGCACUAAUUCUACAUUCCAAAUCCCGACUCUACUUCCUUGGAACCAGAUCUCGCCAUCUUUGGCCAAUGUAUCUGGGGUUGGCUACUACACAACGACAUUCAACUGGCCGCCGCAAAAAUCUUCUUCUUCAUCAUCUGCCAAUGUAUCAGGCGCGAUCAUCGAUUUGGGCCAAAUUACACACACAGCCCGCGUCACUGUGAACGGACAGGUAUUACCCCCAUUGGACAUUACCUGGGCCAGGUACGAUAUCGGAAGCCUGCUUCAAAAAGGACCAAAUACCGUGCAGGUAGUUGUCAGUACACCGCUCGGAAACGUACUACGCACGUACUGGGACCAACUCGAAACGAGUGGCGUGUUUGCGUCGAAUAUUGUCGCGCCUCCUAGUGAGGCGGAUUAUGGGUUGAUUUCUCCGGUGCAGAUUGUUGCGUAUCGGACGGAUCGUGUUUUUGAUUUUUGA